ACUGUGACACACACACACACACACACACUACAGCGCCUCAUAGCUUUCCGCGGUUGUUUCAGUCGCUGUCACACAGGGAGACACUGCUACACUGUCAGCCUCUCCACACACACACCACCGAGAUCCGGGAGCCGCUCCACACCGAGGACCGACACACGGAAAAGUAUCCUGUCUGCGGAGGGACGCAGGGCGGCUGCUGGAGCUGGUGCCGGAGCAGAGCAGAUUUUUCAAGGUGUUAGCUUUACUUUAACAGGCUUCUUCACCCGGCACCUCACCGCCGGACUGACAACAGCUGCUCACGGACCGAGAGCUGAGAGGAAAGCGACUUUCUUCCGUCAGAAGAUGGCUUCAACCGACUCGCGGCUCCAGCAGCAGCCCUCCCAGAAGGAUGCGGCCGACCAGAACUUUGACUACAUGUUCAAGCUGCUGAUCAUUGGCAACAGUAGCGUGGGAAAAACCUCCUUCUUGUUUCGCUACGCAGACGACUCCUUCACCUCCGCCUUCGUCAGCACUGUGGGCAUCGACUUCAAGGUCAAGACUGUCUUCCGCAAUGACAAGAGGAUCAAGUUGCAGAUCUGGGAUACAGCAGGACAGGAGCGCUACCGCACCAUCACCACAGCCUACUACAGAGGAGCCAUGGGCUUCCUGCUCAUGUAUGACAUCACCAACCAGGACUCCUUCAACGCCGUUCAGGACUGGGCGACGCAGAUCAAGACGUACUCGUGGGACAAUGCUCAGGUGAUCCUGGUCGGUAACAAGUGUGACCUGGAGGACGACAGGCUCGUACCCACAGAGGACGGCCAGCGGCUGGCAGAGGAUCUCGGUUUCCAGUUCUUUGAGGCCAGUGCGAAGGACAACAUCAACGUGAAGCAGGUGUUUGAGCGUCUAGUGGACGUCAUCUGUGAGAAGAUGAACGAGAGCAUGGAGGGAGACAUGAACCUCGUACCCAACCACAGGAACCAGGCCCUUAAGGACUCACCUUCAGAGAGCCACGGGGGCUGUGCUUGCUAAACCAUCUGCCCUCACACCAGCUCCCCCAACACACACACUCACACACACUGAUACUCAUACAUGAAGACCUUCCUUCUCUGUGCCUCAACCAUGUAAAGUGCCGCACCUCUUCCUCUCUCGUCACUGCCGCUCCGCUUUGUCCACACAGCCCAGCAUGAACCGAAGGGCAGCUAGCUGAGAUAAUCUUCAUCAGUGCUGUCAGACCCCUCUCCUCCCUAGGCCUGUCUGUCUGUCAGGCUUUUACCUUAAAGAGGCCCACUUCCUGUCUCCGCUCUGUGGUGAGCUGAUAGUCCACUAAAACCUGCCCUGUGCUCUGUCCACUCCCGACAUCACCCGCCUUGACCACUGCUGCUACAUGAGCAUUUUAAAGUCAGAUAUUUGUGCAGAUAGCUCGAAAAUAGCAGUGCCAAAUAGUGUCUGUAGACGGCUGUACUUUUAGCAUCCAUUGUUUUGUUUGAGAUUCAUACAGCACAUGUGCUUAGGUUGCAGUUUUGUACAGCACACUGGAAAUGAUGUACGUCUCAGAAAAGGGCAUAUUGAACUAUGUGAGGAUUAAAGGAACAGAUCCACAUUUUGGGAAAUAGGUUUAUUUGCUAUCUUGAUACGACUCUCAUGUCUGUGUGCUAGAAUUGAAGCUACAGCUAGCAGCCGGUUAGCCUAGCUUUGCAUGAAGACUGUUUUUUUUUGUUUGGAUUAACAAACAAACUCAUCCAUUUCCAUUUUGGUACCUUUGGAGCAUGGUGGUUAGCAUUGUCGCUUCACAGCAAGAGGGUCCUCUGUGUGGAGUCUGCAUGUUCUCCCUGUGUCAGCGUGGGUUUCCUCCAGGUGCUCCAGCUUCCUC
Messenger RNA from Epinephelus lanceolatus (giant grouper), 1852 nucleotides. RefSeq names its product RAB3D, member RAS oncogene family, b (gene rab3db). The record is from RefSeq and is a predicted model, not a curated record. Gene Ontology annotation, molecular function: GTPase activity; GTP binding. NCBI's taxonomy places the organism in Eukaryota, Metazoa, Chordata, Actinopteri, Perciformes, Serranidae.